Eupeodes corollae is the source of this 3739-nucleotide messenger RNA. RefSeq names its product protein phosphatase 1B (gene alph). Lineage: Eukaryota; Metazoa; Arthropoda; Insecta; Diptera; Syrphidae. The transcript is spliced from 7 exons. Bases 1042 to 2145 code for a protein of 367 amino acids. Gene Ontology annotation, molecular function: protein serine/threonine phosphatase activity; magnesium ion binding; manganese ion binding. Gene Ontology annotation, biological process: protein dephosphorylation; negative regulation of stress-activated MAPK cascade. The record is from RefSeq and is a predicted model, not a curated record. Gene Ontology annotation, cellular component: nucleus; cytosol.
AAGGAAUACCUGCUUCUGCUUCGGCUUCUCUGAAACAGAAAAGAAGAAAAGCAAAACAGACUGCUGCAAUUGCUCCGUUCCGUUUGUCGUCGUUGUUAUCGUCGCUGUUCGUAGUUUAUUCUUCGUUUGUCAAAAUGGAAAUAAAAUUAUAAUCGAAAAUUUCCAUUCUUACAUUGAAAUUCAAAACAAUAAUUGUUUGUUGUUGUUUAUUUUUCCUCCUUGAAUAAACAAGAAACGAUCAAAAGUUUUUCUUUUCAUAAAAAAUUAUUCUCUGUUCUAAAAAUAUCCAAAAUCAAAUUAAAUAAUCUUAUAUAUUUUUCUCUGCUUUCAAUGUACCUAUAACUGUGAUUCCUCAAUGGACAAGAAUAUACAAAAUAUAUAAGUAAAGUUAAAAGUACAAAGUGUGUGAUAUAAUAAUUCCUCGUUCUUGUCCACCGGCAGCAGCGGUAGCGGCAGAAGCGGUGGCGGCGACUGCCACCUUCGCCCCCUCAAUCUACAAUAAUUUUCAUCUGUAGCAAAGUAUACAUUUUUCCCACGACACGCGUCGAGAUGAUAAGCACCUGAAAAAUAAAAAAAAAAAGAAAAGAUUAUUAACCAACAAAAAUAGAAGGCGAACCUUCAGUGUCUCGGUGAAGUGGAGUUUUUGAGUUCUAAAUUUGGGUGCAUUUUCGCAAUGAUUUGAUUUUGCUUUGGAAAACACCCUAAAAAUGUAUAAUUAAUCUAGGCAAGAGAUUAGUACUUCUAAAAAAGAAAAGUAGAUACACUGAUUUUUCCAACUUCGAUUAAAGUGUAUAUAAAAAGGCAACAAAAACAAUUUCAAAUCUGCAAGUCGUCGUCUUUGUCGGUUGUCUGUCGGUCGGUUGGUCGGUUGGUCGGUCGUCGGUAGAUAUAUUGCAAAAGCUUGAUGAGCAAAAAAGAAAACAAAAUAUCAACGGCAGCACUACCACAAUCUGCUUCCUUUGACGAUUAAGAUCUCAAAUUCACAAUAAAAUAUAAUAAACUUUCCUAUUUGUUCCUAUGAGUCCAGUAUGAAAAACAGUGAUGGGAGGUUUUCUGGAUAAACCGAAAACAGUCAAACACAAUGACCAUGGCGAGGGCAAUAAACUAUUGUUCGGCGUCAGCUCAAUGCAAGGAUGGCGUUGCGAAAUGGAAGAUGCCUAUUACGCCCGUGCCGGCUUAGGUGAAUGUCUUGAAGAUUGGAGUUUCUUUGCAGUAUUCGAUGGCCAUGCUGGCUGUAAGGUGUCGGAGCAUUGUGCAAAAUACCUGCUCGAAUAUAUUAUCAAAACAGACGAAUUCAAAAAUGGCGAUCAUGUAAAUGGCAUUCGAACUGGCUUCCUGCGCAUCGAUGAGGUUAUGCGAAAAUUGCCAGAAUUCGUAUCUGAUGCUGAGAAAUGUGGUGGUACAACAGCGGUAUGCGCAUUUGUAUCACCAAAUCAAGUGUAUAUAGCAAAUUGUGGAGAUUCGCGAGCGGUACUUUGUCGAAAUGGGGUGCCUGUAUUUGCGACACAAGAUCACAAACCCAUACUGCCUGAGGAAAAGGAGCGAAUAAAUCGAGCCGGUGGUAGUGUGAUGAUAAAACGUGUCAACGGUACGCUGGCCGUGUCGCGAGCACUGGGCGAUUUUGAUUAUAAAAAUGUAAAAGAGAAAGGUCAGUGCGAACAAUUGGUGUCGCCUGAGCCGGAGAUAUUUUGCCAAAUUCGGGAGGAUGCCGAUGAGUUUCUUGUAUUGGCAUGCGAUGGUAUAUGGGAUGUUAUGACUAAUGAGGAUGUUUGUAGUUUUAUUCAUUCGAGGCUGAAAAUCACUCAUGAUUUGGUGAAUAUAUCAAAUCAAGUGAUUGACACGUGCUUACAUAAGGGUAGUCGUGAUAAUAUGAGCAUAAUCAUAAUUGCUUUCCCCGGAGCACCUAAAACAACAGCAGAAGAUAUUGCCGCUGAAAAACGGUUGGAGAAACAAAUCGAGAAAAUCACGAGAGAGGAGUUGUCAUGUGAUGAGAAUAGGGAAUUUUUCGACUUAUUACAAAACCUUCAAAGCAGAGAAAUUGAAGGCCUACCGCCCGGUGGGGGCUUACAUUCAAAAUAUCCAAUUAUUGAAAGGAUUUUUAAGGAAUUUUAUCCAGAGGAAAAAUGUGAAAGUACGUGGCAUUGAUUUCCGGUUAAGCCUUUCAUAAAGUGCAAAAUUCUGCUGAAAUUACCAAAUAAAUUAAAAAAGAAAAGAAAGAAAACACAAAAAAAAAACAAAAGAAAACUUAAAUCCUAAGUAAAUUUUUAAUUUAACAAUAAAAAAACAAAAAAAAAAACAACAUUAAACCAACAACAAACACAAAUUUAAUAAAUAAAAACAAAAUUCACAAAACAAAAACAGAAGAUGAAACAAAAAAAGCCUGCAAUUACAAUUAAUUUAUAACAAGAACCCAUAUAAUAAGCAUAAUAAAGGAAAUAUAAACAAAUAAAUAAAUGUAGUAGGGUUUAAAACAAAACUUAUUAUAAGGACAGAAUCAAGCGAUUAACGGUUUUCUUCUGCAGACGAAAAACACAAGAAAUAAAAACAAAACAAAAAAACACAACUUAGAGAUAGAUUAUAAUGAAACACCUACUAAACUAUUACUACUAUUACUAAAUGUAUAGAAACAAAAACCUUUUUAUGUACUUGUACUUUAAAUAUUUUAUAUUUCGUAUAUUUUCCACAUUAAUUAUUGUUAAAUCAUGACAUUAGUCAUAUUAUUAAAAUGAAAAACAUAAAAAACUAAAUAAAUACCUACACUUAAAUUUGUUUGUCUUAUAUUUUAAUUAACUUAAUCAAUUUAUGUAUAUUCGUUUUUGUUUUUUGGUAUAAAUAGAAAUGUAAAAUCUUAAUUGAAGACUAAACCUAUGUUUAAUUUAACUUACUUUGUUUUAUUUGACAACUGUCCCUAAUGGUUAAAAAAAGGUAAUCAUAAAUCUUUUUUAAUUGUAUGUCAAAAAAUAAUUAAUAACAUAGAAGGGAGAAAGCUUAAAGAAGCUCAAUAUAGCUUACAUAAUAUUCUCUCCCUUUUUAGAGAAACAAUAACAACAAAAAGGAAACAAAUAUUUAAUAAAAUAUUAAAAUGACUUAACAAAGAAAAGAAAACAAAAUAACAACAAAAUAUUUUUAUCGAGCUGUUUCUUUUAAUUUUGCUUAAAAGUUUCUUGCCUGAGAACCCCAUCGUCCUCCAGCAUCACUUACUGUUUAAAACGUACAAAAUAGAAAAGUUUUUUUAUUUAAAUAUUUUUUUUUGUAUUUUUUUUUAUUUAAAAAAGUCAAGAAAACCAACAACAAAAAAAUGAAACUGUAUGAAUGUGUAUGUGUGUUGUCCAUCCUUAUAUUCAUUGUUCAGUAAUAAAUUAAAAUAAAAUAAAAUAAAAACAAAUAAAACAAAAAGAACACAUCAUGAAUUUAUAGAACAAAACAAAUUGAUUUAUUAUUAUUAUUCAUUAUAACAAAUUAAUAGACAUCCACAAAUGGCUGUAAAUUGUGUUUCGACAAGAAGCGUACAUAUAUACAAAUAUUUUCCUAUAAAAACAAAAAUUAAUAAAAAUAUAAAUUGUUUUCCUGAAGAAAAAAAAUGAAAAUUUAAUGAAAAAAAAGUAAUUAAAAACAAACAAACAAAAAAAAAACGCAAAAAAUAAAAUAAUAUGUAAAACCUUAUUGAAAAAUGUAAUAUGAAAAAUCAUUACAUUUGUUAAAUUGUAAUAAAGCGUGAAUUGAUAUUACCAAAAAAAGA